AUGAGCUGGAAAGGCGUGAAGAGCGCCCUCCCUUCAAAAGUUGGUUUCUGGCCUUCCUCCAAGAGGAAAGCUGCCAAGCAGAAUGGCAAUUCCAAGGAUGCGUCACGAUACUUUAGUAAUGGAAGUGCCCAGUCAUCGACUCUGUCAGUCGUGGACAGCCAGCUUGACAAGGCCUUUGAUGCCCUACGAAGUGGCGAUGACUCGAAGGAUGCCAUUGGCGUCGAGUCGUCUAUGACAUACCUGCAGAACCUAAACGUCAACCUCGAGAACGCGUCUCUUUUCGUUGCUUUGGAGUUCUUCCAGGCGCCUAGCAUCGGAGAAAUCACGAGAAAGGGCUUUGUUGAGGGCUGGAAGAACAGCGGCGUGACGAUAACUCAGGAAGGCUGCGCUGCCCACGUCAAAUCUCUAGUCUCGACGCUCUCGCGCAACCCUGGCUACUUUAAGCAGGUAUACCGCUUUCUCAAAGAAAAGUGGACCCGUUCCGUUAAUCGCGAUAUGUGGAACAUGACGUUGGAGUUCGCCCUCCGGUCCAUGACGGACGAAACGCUCUCGUUCUGGAGCGAGGAUGGGGCUUGGCCUAGCGUCAUUGACGAAUUUGUGGCCUGGUGCCGGGAUUCACACGGCAUUGGGAAGGCCAAGGGCCAGGAUACCAUGGAGGUCGAAGACUGA
This is a messenger RNA of Parascedosporium putredinis, 669 nucleotides long. Lineage: Eukaryota; Fungi; Ascomycota; Sordariomycetes; Microascales; Microascaceae. The record is from the annotation of a GenBank genome assembly.